AUGAAAUUACUCCACCUUGUAAAUAAUUUGAACAUUCCUAGGGGAAACGCUUUGGAAAAAUUGUGUAAAUGUGACAAGACAAGUAGGGGGUUUAAAGCGCUGACAAAUAUAUGCACCUCUAGGGAAAUCACAAACGAAUAUACGUUACACCACACUGGAGGGGGAUGCGUGCGGAGGAGGAGGUUCCAUAGCAGCCGGGGGGACAAUCCAGGAGGAGGCGACUCGGUGGAGAAGAAAAAUGGUGAACCAUCAAGAAAUAACCACAGUGAGAGCGCCCCCCUCUACGUGGACGACCUUGCAAACGAGCGCGAGAAAAAAAAAAUCAACAGAUUUUACCUAGACAGCCAAGCGACCACCAUGAUAGACCCCAGAGUGCUGGACAAAAUGAUGCCCUACAUGACGUACAUAUAUGGAAACGCGCACUCGCGCAACCAUUUCUUUGGCUGGGAAUCCGAAAAGGCAGUAGAAGAUGCAAGGAAAAACAUCCUCCAUUUAAUAAACGGAAAAAACAACAAAGAAAUUAUCUUCACCUCCGGAGCAACAGAAAGUAAUAACUUAGCACUCAUAGGAAUAUGCACCUACUAUAACAAAAGAGACAGCAAAAAAAACCACAUAAUUACGUCUCAAAUUGAACAUAAGUGCAUCCUGCAGACGUGUCGAUAUUUACAAACGAAGGGAUUUGAAGUGACUUAUUUGAAACCUGAACCUAAUGGAAUUGUAAAAUUAGAAGAUAUCGAAAAAAACAUAAAGGAAAAUACCAUAAUGGCGUCCUUCAUUUAUGUUAAUAACGAAAUAGGAGUCAUACAAGAUAUUGAAAAUAUUGGUCUUUUGUGUAAAGAAAAAAGUGUAAUUUUCCAUUCGGAUGCAUCCCAAGCGGUAGGGAAAAUUCCCAUCGAUGUACAAAAAAUGAACAUCGAUUUGUUGUCCAUGUCAGGUCAUAAAUUAUAUGGCCCCAAAGGAAUCGGAGCAUUAUAUAUAAAAAGGAAAAAGCCGAACAUACGACUAAAUGCGAUAAUACAUGGAGGGGGACAAGAAAGGGGAUUACGAUCUGGAACUUUACCUACCCAUUUAAUUGUAGGUUUAGGAGAAGCAGCAAAUUUGGGAUCCAUCGAAAUGAAUCGUGACCAUAAAAAAAUGAGGUUCUUUUUUGAUUAUGUAAAAAAUCACUUGAUGGAAAACUUAGAUUAUAUCGUUUUCAAUGGAUGCCAAACAAAUCGAUAUUUUGGAAACAUGAAUGUGUCCUUUUUAUUUGUGGAGGGCGAAAGUUUGUUAAUGUCUUUGAACGAAAUAGCUCUUAGUUCGGGUUCUGCUUGCACAUCUAGCACGUUAGAACCCAGCUACGUAUUACGAUCCAUAGGAAUAUCAGAAGACAUAGCACACACUUCCAUAAGAAUUGGGUUUAACAGAUUCACAACCUUCUUCGAAGUGCAGCAGCUGUGCGACAAUUUGGUUAAGUCUGUCAAGAGGCUGCGGAGCAUCUCUCCGUUGUACGAAAUGGAGAUGGAGAAGAAAUCCUCC
Molecule: messenger RNA, 1518 nt
Organism: Plasmodium cynomolgi strain B
Lineage: Eukaryota; Apicomplexa; Aconoidasida; Haemosporida; Plasmodiidae
Product: cysteine desulfurase mitochondrial precursor
Exons: 1
Biological process (GO): iron-sulfur cluster assembly
Cellular component (GO): cytosol; mitochondrion
Molecular function (GO): cysteine desulfurase activity
Source: RefSeq, a predicted model, not a curated record